CCAGACGCUACUAUGGAUGACAGCCGUGUGCUUCUUGCUGGCGGGAUCGGGAAAAGGAAGAAGAAAAUGAAGAGGAAUCCAAAAGUUGAUUCACCCACCACUACCGCUCCACAACCCGAACCUGCACCGACCGUUCAGCAACUGGAGCCUAUUCAGCAAUUCUCUGGUCAGGAUCAUUAUGACGCCAUGAUGAUCGAUGACCGCUUUGAUUCUGAUCAGCUGCAUCAGUUUUCCCAACACUUUGAUUCCGUUCAGGGGGAAACCUCGAACGUAGGCGGGAAUCAUACCGACCAUAUCACUGGUCAGGUCAAACAGAUCUCUUUAUCGGAUCCUGUUCAUGAGGUGCUAGAGAGAGCUGGUUCUACCGCGAGCCAGAUCUGGUCAACCUCUUCCUGGUUCAACAAUUUCUCCCUUCCCCAGUUACCGGUCGAGCAAUCCGAAGAAUGCCUGGCCUUGACCGCACUGAAGAUGGGUUUGUACACUUUGCAAAUGCGGGAAGCCCGUCUGGCCAAGGAACGAGAACUAAUCGUUGCUCAAUCCUCUGCUGAGCAAACUGCUGCUGCUGCCAUCACCUCUCUGGAGGCCGAACGGAAAGCUUUUGCGGAGGAAAAACAAAGGCUGGAUACUGAGCUUGGUACCCUUCGGGUCCAACUUGCUGCUUCCCAAGAGAAGGUCAUCGCUGCCGAGGCUGCACAAAUCAAGUUUGAGGAGAUGCCUUCC
Molecule: messenger RNA, 720 nt
Organism: Cuscuta europaea
Lineage: Eukaryota; Viridiplantae; Streptophyta; Magnoliopsida; Solanales; Convolvulaceae
Source: the annotation of a GenBank genome assembly